Messenger RNA from Onthophagus taurus, 2639 nucleotides. The record is from RefSeq and is a predicted model, not a curated record. Lineage: Eukaryota; Metazoa; Arthropoda; Insecta; Coleoptera; Scarabaeidae.
ACUAAAACUGCUGCUCCUACAAGAUCAAAGGUGGGGAUAUAACGAUUGAAAUUAACAAUCAAAGAGAUCAGUUCAUGUUCAACAUUUGAAGAUAAAUCUGCAAUAAAUUCUUUGCUGUUUUAAACAAGCCAUAUUUCGGUCAAUAAAAAGCGGUUUAAAUUAAAAGAAGCACUCCAACAAAAUGAAAUUAAAAUUUCUAUUAUUACCACUUCUUACAAUAUUGAUUACAACAUCAAAUUGUUUUAACUUCAACCCAAGUAAAUCGGAUUUAAUAUUAACUUUAGAUUCUGAACCGAAAUCGCGUCAAAUCCGAAACGCAAAAGAAGACGGAGAUUAUGACGAAUUCAACCAUGAAGUAGAAAUACCAAAAAUUUAUUCGCUGCGAAUUAAAUCGAAAGUAAGCAAUCGAUAUGCUGAAACUGUGAUUAUAAGUAAAGUUCGAAAUGAAGCUAAAAUCGCCCAAGAAACUGUUUUUGCUGUAAUCCUACCCGAAAAAGCUUUCAUUUCUAAAUUUGUUAUGGCGGUGAAUGGACGGGAUUACACUUCUCAUGUAAAAGAAAAAGAAGAAGCUGAAGGAAUUUAUAACAAAGCUGUAGAAAAGGGACAAACCGCCGCUCAUGUAGUUGCGAGUGUCCGAGAUUCAAACCGAUUUACAGUGUUUUUAAACAUCGAACCUUUAAGUAAAGCAACUUUCUAUUUAACAUACGAACAAUUAUUAGAGUUAAAAGAUAACAUGUACGAAUUGAUUAUUAACAUAAAUCCGAGGCAACCCGUUAAAGAUCUUGAAGUUGAAGUCGAAAUUAACGAAAGUGUACCAUUGAGGAUGGUUAGAGCACCACCAAUUCGAUCUGGAAAUAAUUUAAUCCAAUCCCAACAAGAUUUAGACCCAAGAGCAAAAAUUCAAAGGAUUAAUCGAAAUUCUGCCAGAAUUAAUUUUAAACCGGACGUUCAUAGACAAAAGGAAUUAGCAAAAUUUAUGAACCUUUUUGAAGAAACUGGUUUAUCAGGACAAUUUGUUGUUCAAUAUGAUGUUGAAAGAAAUCAAAACGGUGGUGAAGUUUUAUUAGAAGAUGGUUUUUUCAUACACUUUUUUGCUCCCCCAAAACAAAAACCACUAUCAAAAAAUGUUCUCUUCGUAUUAGAUACAAGCGGAAGUAUGGAAGGAGCAAAAAUCGAGCAAUUAAAAACUGCGAUGAAAAAAAUUCUAAAUGACUUAAAAUCUGACGAUAAAUUUUCGUUGAUAGAAUUUAAUUUCUUCGUAAUUCAUUUACACUUAGAUGGUUCUCGUACAACUUACACAGGGGGAGAUUUAAAUCAAUUAACACUUCGUCCCAGUGAUUAUGUGACUUCGGAAAAUCGCGACGAAGCUGAACGUGUUGUCGCAAAUUUCGCAGCCGGUGGAGGAACUAACAUUUACGAUUCGUUAAUGUUUGCAUUACACUCGGUGAAUGAAUUAAAAGGAAAUCCGAAUGAACCUCAACCGAUUAUUAUAUUUUUAACGGAUGGUGAUGCAACCGUAGGAAAUACGAACCACAACGAAAUUAUUGAGGACGUUACAAAAAACAAUAAAUAUAAAACCCCCAUUUAUUGUUUGUCUUUUGGAGCUGACGCGAAAAAGGAUCUCUUAAAAAAAUUGAGUUUGAGAAAUUACGGGUUUUCUAGGCAUAUUUAUGAAGGUGCUGAUGCUGCAAUUCAAUUACACGAUUUUUAUAAAAUGAUUUCAUUGCCGAUUAUGAAUAAUAUAACAUUUAAAUAUGUUUCUGAUGCGAAAGAAGUUACAAAAACUACUUUUCCUAUUAUGUAUAAUGGAUCGGAACUUGUUGUUACAGGAAAACUUGAUAAAAAUAAUUUUGAUACACUUCCAACAAUAACAGCACAAAGUGCGACGGGUCCCAUAAAUUUAGUACCGGAAGUCAAAAAACCAGUAACGAAACUAGAAAGAUUAUGGGCUUAUGUAACGAUUCAACAAUUACUUGAGGAAAAAGAAAUAAGUGAAAAUUCUGAAAACGAGGAAGAAAUUAAACAGAAAGCGCUCGAUAUCGCUUUGAAAUAUAAUUUUGUUACUCCAGUGAGUUCUAUGGUAGUUGUUAAACCAAACGCGACGAAUGAUGUAGUCGAUUUGAUAGCCACUGGUAAAGAUGAACCAAUAGUAUCCCUAGAUAUGAGUACCACUACAAUAACACCAACAACAACAACUACUACUACUACCACCACUACCACCACUCAACGACCUAAAGAAAAAAUUGUAAAUGUUGAACAACUUAAACGAAAAGUUCCUUGGAUAGAUGAAAUAUUAAAAGAUGAUUUAAUGAAAACGGAAAAAGGAACAUAUAAAAUUGACAUAAAUAAACGAAGUCCAGAUGAUGUUACUUGCCCAACAACUCCGAUGGGUGGAACAGGUUAUUGCAAAUUUAUCCACGACUGUCCGGAAAUGUUACGAUUUUUAACAAACAUGCACAUUUUUGAGCAAUACCAAUGCGAUAUAGAAGGGUAUGCAGCAAUUUGUUGUCCACCAACGAGACCAAUUAUACAAUAAUACAUUGUUAUUUUAAGAUAUGACUAGUUUUUUGUUGUAAUUAAUCCAAACUUUUUUUUUGCAUUUUUUAUAUAAAAUUACAGAAGUAAUAAAUUGUCUACUU